AUGGCAUCUUGUGCUCGAGGCGCCCGGAUUCCGCAUCCCUUUGACCCGCUCGAGGCGGGAGAGAUCAAAGUAGCCGUGGCGGUGGUAAGGGAAGCUCUUGGCACCGUCCUCUUCAAUGCCGUCGCGCUCCAGGAGCCUCGCAAGGCGGACAUGGUGGCGUGGCUCGGCGACCGCAAUGGCCAGCCCCGGCCUCGGCGAGUGGCCGAUGUAGUGGUCAUUGCCCCCGGGGGGAGGGUGGGCGAGGGGCUCGUCGACAUCGACAAGGGCAGCUUGGUCGGCUGGGAGUGGAAGGAGGGUUUCCAGCCCAUCAUCACGGUCGAGGAGCUGCAAGCCGUGGAGCACAUUGUCCGCACCGACGCCGCUGUCAUCGAGCAGUGCGAGAAGAGCGGCAUAUCGCGCGACGAGAUGCACAAGGUGUACUGCGACCCGUGGACCAUUGGCGUCGACGAGCGCUUCGGGUCCACGGUCCGCCUCCAGCAGGCCCUCAUGUACUUUCGCCCGGGCCUCGACGACUGCCAGUACCAGUACCCGCUCGACUUCUGCCCCGUCUACGACGCCGGCCAGCGCCGCGUCGUCCACAUCGACGUGCCCGAGGUCCGGCGCCCGCUGCGGAGGGAGCCGCCGCUCAACUACCACCCGGCAGACGUCGAGGUCCGCGGCGGGUACCGGACGGACCUCAAGCCGCUCGAGAUUACGCAGCCGGAGGGUGUUUCGUUUAGACUUGAUGGCAGGGAGCUCCAGUGGCAGAACUGGCGGUUUCACGUCGGGUUUGGCUACCGCGAGGGCAUUGUCCUGCACGACAUUGCUUACAACGACGGCGGCACCGUCCGCCCCAUCUUCUACCGCCUCUCGCUCGCCGAGAUGGUGGUGCCCUACGGCAACCCGGAGCACCCGCACCAUCGCAAGCACGCCUUCGACCUGGGCGAGUACGGCGCGGGCUACCUGACCAACAGCCUCAAGGCCGGGUGCGACUGCAAGGGCGCGAUCCGAUACCUCGACGCCGCGUUCCCGACGCGCGACGGCGGCGUGCGGACCGUGGCCAACGCCAUCUGCAUCCACGAGGAGGACGCCGGCCUGCUGUUCAAGCACUCCGACUUUCGCGACGACUCGGCCAUUGCCACGCGUGCCCGUCGGCUGGUUGUCCAGCACAUCUUUACUGCGGCCAACUAUGAGUAUAUUGUUCAGUGGAUCUUUCACCAAGACGGAACCAUCCAGCCCGAGAUCAAGCUGACCGGAAUCCUCAACACGUACGCAAUCAACCCAGACGAGGACACACAUGGCUGGGGCACCCAAGUUCAUCCCGGCGUCAACGCCCACAACCACCAACACCUCUUCUGCCUCCGAAUCAACCCCAGCGUCGACGGCCCGCGCAACACCGUCGUCAUGGUCGACGCCGUGCCCUCGGACGCGCCCGUCGGCAGCGCCGAGAACCCCUUUGGCAAUGCCUUCGGCGCCCGCCGCACCGUGCUCGCCACCGCCGGCGCCGCCGCGAGCGACUACGCCGUCUCGCGCACCUGGGACAUGUGCAACAGGGACCGUGUGCAUCCCUACAGCGGCUUGCCUGCCAGCUACAAGCUCGUCAGCCGCGACGUGCCGGGCUUGCUGCCCAAGCCCGGGUCGCUCGUGUGGAAGAGAGCGGGCUUUGCGCGCCACGCUGUCCAUGUGACCAAGUAUCGCGACGACCAGCUCUGGCCCGCAGGCCGCCACGUGCCGCAGACAUCGGGCAACACGCCCGUCGGCCUCGUCGACUGGAUCGGCGACGGCUCCGAGAGCGUCGAGGACCAGGACAUUGUGCUCUGGCACACCUUUGGCCUGAACCACUUUCCCUCGCCCGAGGACUUCCCCAUCAUGCCCGCCGAGUCCGUCACGCUGCUCCUGCGCCCGCGCCACUUCUUCACCCACAACCCCGUCAUGGACUGCCCGCCCAGCACGUCCGUCACGCCGAGCCAGGCAGCGGCGGCGGCAGCAGCAGCAGCAGGGAUGGAAAAGGCUGACUGA
Molecule: messenger RNA, 1998 nt
Organism: Hirsutella rhossiliensis
Lineage: Eukaryota; Fungi; Ascomycota; Sordariomycetes; Hypocreales; Ophiocordycipitaceae
Product: copper amine oxidase, enzyme domain-containing protein
Exons: 7
Coding region: 1-1998 (665 amino acids)
Biological process (GO): amine metabolic process
Molecular function (GO): primary methylamine oxidase activity; quinone binding; copper ion binding
Source: RefSeq, a predicted model, not a curated record